AUGCCGGUACCUCUACCUUCAAAGUCGUCUGCUACUAAACACCCACUUUCAUCUAGGUUUCUUUACAAUGAGAACAUUCGACUACGUGAGCGCUACGUCGAGUUCGACCCCAAUGUUCUUCUACGAGAGGCAGAAAAGCAUAUGGACCCUAGCCACGGGCGUGCUCAGCGCCUUACCAAGUUCGCUGAAGGGAGAUUCAAUCCAGUUUUCCUCCUAGCUUUCGAUGAUGGAUUCGAGGCCUUGCCAAAAUUCCAUAACGAAUCGCGGGGCCCAAGCACUAUGAGACCGCUAGCGAAGCGGCCACUCUCCAUUAUCUUCACUCCAAAGUACAUCGUCAUGGAGAAGGCCCCAGGUGUUGGUCUAGAGACCAAGUGGCCGAGCAUGGACAAGCGCGACUUACAUAAACUCGCCUCCAGUUUUGUUGAGAUUGAAAAAAGAUUUUUUGACAUCCCUUUUGGGUCGAUUGGGAGUAUUUACUUCAAGAAAGAUGUUCCUCCUGAACUUCAAGCUGCCUUGUACAGUGCCAGCGCCCAGAACAACCGCGACUCGGAGAUGUUCUGCAUCGGCCCAACGGCGGAUUACAUGUUUUGGUAUGGGAAACGAGCUGGUCUCAAUCUCUACCGUGGACCUUGGAAUGACCCCAAGAAGUACCUGGCCUCGAUUGCAGAGAAAGAAAUCGAAUGGACUCGGCAGUAUGGAAAGCCAGUACAGCUUGACUUUCCACAUAAUGGAGUCUUUCCCGGGGAAAAGUCUCCAGAGGAUUACCUCUGCCUUCUAGAUAACUACCUUACAUUAGCGCCAUAUCUCCUUCCAAAAGAGCCUGAUAACCCACUUAAUCGGCCGACUCUCCGUCAUCCAGAUUUGAACCCGAAUAACAUCUUCAUUUCACCCGACUCCGGUGCCAUCUCUUGUAUCAUCGACUGGCAGCAUGCAACAGUCGAGCCGCGUCUGCUGGUCGCUGGUCAUCCUCGUGCAUUUGAAAACCCAGAUCCCGAACAAUCCCCCGAGCUAAAAGAACCGUCUCUUCCAUCGGACUAUGAAUCACUUUCAGCCCAGGAAAAAGCUGAAGCUGGUGAACUUUAUCGCCGGCGUCUGCUCUUUUAUUACUACCGUAUUUUCAAUGGUCACCUGAACAAGCCACAUCUCGAAGCUCUUCGUGACCCGAUCCUCCUGCCGCGUCAACACCUUGUGGAUCGGGCGGGCAGACAAUGGAACGGAAACCUAAUGACCUUGAAAGGGGCAUUAGUCCGCAUGACUGAUUAUUGGCCUCAUUUACCCGAUACAAAGGGGCUACCGUGCCCGGUGCGGUUCACCGAGGCUGAACUGGAUGGCUUUCAUGAGCAGGAACAGCUGUGGUUUGACUUGAAUAAGGUUGUGAACCACUGGCGGGACCAGAUUGGCGGUGUGAAUGAAGAUGGCUGGAUUAGCAAUGAACAGUAUGAUGAGGCUAUACGGAAAGUUGCUGAGCUUAAGGCUUCUCUCGUGGCUAGUGCGGAGGGGGACGAGGAGGAUAUUCGUCUUUUGGAGAGG
Molecule: messenger RNA, 1530 nt
Organism: Aspergillus lentulus
Lineage: Eukaryota; Fungi; Ascomycota; Eurotiomycetes; Eurotiales; Aspergillaceae
Source: RefSeq, a predicted model, not a curated record